This is a messenger RNA of Brienomyrus brachyistius, 6987 nucleotides long. RefSeq names its product intraflagellar transport associated protein. The transcript has 6 exons. Gene Ontology annotation, cellular component: cytosol; 9+0 non-motile cilium. The record is from RefSeq and is a predicted model, not a curated record. Lineage: Eukaryota; Metazoa; Chordata; Actinopteri; Osteoglossiformes; Mormyridae. The coding region runs from base 17 to 637 and encodes 206 amino acids. Gene Ontology annotation, molecular function: intraciliary transport particle A binding. Gene Ontology annotation, biological process: acrosome reaction; spermatogenesis.
ACAGGUGUGAGGCGGGAUGCCAGUUGUGCCGAGUGGCGCCGGUGUCGCGGCCUAUGAGCAGGCGGUGGUGAGCACCUUGGAGCUCCUCUGUAGCUCCUCUGAGCAGACCUACGAGGGCUUUCUGAGCUCCUUCACACACCUCCCAGCAGGAGGCGCUGCAAAUGGACAGUUGGACUUGGCAUCAGGAUUGAACCCCCGCCAGACAGCUAGUGGGAUGCAAAAUGGGGCGAAGACAGACAUGGCGGAGGGAGAAUGGCUGGGUGAUAAGUGUCAAGAUGAGCAUGUGCUGGACAAAGGCGUGACAGUGGGUGGGUGCGUGACUGGAGCGCGCCCCCCUGGGGGGGUGAAGUUUGACAACUACCUGGAUGUCUCAGACUUCAGCCGUGAAGAGGAAGAUCUCAGUUUGAAUUCAGAUCAGAUGGCACUGCCUGGUGAAGUAGAAGAGGGUCUCCUUUGCACGGCCUCCGUCUGCCACCACACCACGCUGGAGUUUCAUACGGUAGCCCUGAACCCAGACCAGGGCCAAAGGUCAACUCCUGGAAGCCAGGAGGCGCCAGAGGAAGUUCAGCCCUUUACUUUGGAUGAGAACUUUGACUAUGACCAUGCUGUGCUGUCCCAGAAGCAUCCAGUGCUCUGAAGUAGCUGCUGGCCACACUGAUGGGGGAUUAGGGGAGUUACCCGUUGUGCAGUUAUGAGUAGCUCCUCACUGACUUGCUGCAGAAUGGGCCACCGUCUCUCUUGCUGUGCUUGGGUCUCUGCUAACUCUGCUGCUGCUCGUAGGUCUCCCACAUCAGACAGAUCGACAGCUUCACUGCCAAGCAGACGGCAGUGCAGUGUGCAGAGAUUGAUUUGUGUCUGGUUUGGGUGACAUCACUUGCAUGCCCGUAAUUGACCCUGUAAUGGAGCUUUUGUCUCACCUCACCCUUCUUCAGUGCACCACUGUAUAUGCAGUAGUGCAAAACGGUAAAGUGUGCAAGUACAGUCUGCAAUGUGGAGUGGUGAAUUUAAAAAUGUACCUGUGUGCUUCCCUAACCUCAUGGGGCCGCAGUUCACUACAUUUCGUGUGAUGCUGUGGGAGGGGGGCUUAGCGGCUCAGUGGGUAGCACUGUUGCCUCAUACCCUUUAGGGCUGGGAAUUCAAAUCCCGCCCACAUAAUAGCCCCCCCCAAUGAUCCUGACCAGGAUUACCCUUCAGAGGAUGGAUGGAGAGAUGGAGGGGCAGUGUUUUGACUGGUGCGGUAUGAUAUUUAGCGGGUACUUUUCCCCAAUUCUUUACAAUACGUUCAAAAGUUUCUUGGCCAUGUUAGAGAUUUUGCAUGGUUUCUGAGAGCUGUUUUUCCUUGGUUUGAUUCAGGUGUGGCUUGUAGGCCAGUGAGCAGGCAUGUUGUUUGUGUGUAAGUGUGUUUGAGGGAGUGCGACAUGCAGGCCUUUGGACAAAGUACUUGGCAAAAUGACAUUUCGCAUACUUUUUAAAGAAGAUGGGGAACUGUGCGCAUAAUAUUUCAGCUUAAGUAUUUUUAUGCUUGUUCCUGACGCCUCUGAAUCUGGAGGUGGCUGUUUUGGAGAGUGGAGCAAGGCAGUAAUGGACAAAACCUCUUCUGAGCUACGGAGUGAUAUUUUUUCUGGGUUUAAUAUUAAAGUUAUAAAGCAAAAAAAAAUGUAGUCAGUCGUUUCCUUCUUUUACAGCACACGUUCUCAGACCACUCUGAGCAAAGCUUCCGUUAUGCAGAUUGGCGCUUCACUGUGAAUAAUGGAAUCAGCAGAUGAUCAAACUGAAAUAGGAGGGGGGUGGGGGGAGGGGUGGCCAUGAACUGGCCUGUCAGGUGCCACAGUGAGGUCACUGGGAUACAGCUGAUUGCUCCAGUCAAGGGUGUGACUUUGGUUUGAACAGUGGGGGGGGGGGGGGGCUUGAGGUCUCCCCCCAUUUAGGGGGAGACAUGAUUGUUGGGGAGGUUGUAUUGGCCGGUUUUCAUUAUUGGAAGGAAUAGUCCCCCCCCCCCCUGUAAUUUAUGACCAGGCCUCAACCACAUAUCAGAUUCUCUGUUUCAUUCAUGCAUAGAGAGAACACAUUAUCACAAAGUGAAUCUCUUUCAUAGGAUAUUUCUACUUGUAUUGUAGGAAUAUUUGCUUAUUUAAUUGUCUGCUGUGGUCCGGGUGUUAAGUACUUACAAAUACGGAUUAAAAUUGCAUUUAAGUGAUGCAUUUUUCCAAAGCAGCGUACAAGUCCCUGGGGCUGUUGGGGUUAACGGCCUUGCUCAAGGGCCUAACAGUGAUAUAAUAUAUCUGUCAGCAAAGGGAUUUAAACCUAUGACCUUACAGACGUGGGCAUAGAUCACUAACCAACUGAGAUAUACCUCCCCCCCCUCCCCAAAAAUGCUUAAUUUUAUGUCAGACUGGGCACACAGAACCAUUCUGGGAAAAGGGCAACAUUCACAAACGAUGUUCUAAUUGGUCUCCUUGGGUGCUGGAAUAGAACAUUAAAAACCGUAUAGUUGAUUUAUGUAUUAGGCAAGCCUAUCAUUUAUGUCAUCAUAGCAUAGUUUGCCGUAGUUCAUUUCAAGCCUGUGUCUUGGGCUAUUGUAACACAUAAACAGGACCAUUAAUAUAUUGUGAAAAAUAGCUGAAAAAGGGAGCAUAUGUAUGUUAUCAUUCCUGCUCCUAUGAAACGGGAAAGGAAAGAAACUGCUGGUGUCUAAUAUAAAGACAUGUUUUUACUGCUUCACUAUUGCUGGAUGGAUGGCCUGUUUUAUGCAGGGAAAAUUCAGUCGGUUUCAAUCUUUAAAAGUGUAAAUCUUGACUCGAUGAUGCAAUGCGGUGUCGAUUCGUACCUUGAAAUGGAACACAGUUCAGUAAGGCUCGGCGUGAUAGGAUAUGAUGUGAUCUGAUACUGACGAAAUGGCAGAAAGCACUCUUCAAAUGAAAUAGCUCAGUUGGAGUGACUGGAAUAUUUUGUCAGACUGUCACGGGCUCUCCACCCGAGGAUGAAGGAUGGGGAAGCUUUACCCCUCCUGUGACAGCUGUAUGGAUUGUACUGCUAUGCAUUGACUUUAGAUGAAUUUUUCCUUCUCUGCAGAUGUGCUGUUGCAGUCCCAGUUCACGCGUAGCCCCACGGCCCAGUUUGCCCAUGUUAAUUGCGCGUCUCUGGCCUUGCGGAGAUGACAGUUAUCGUCUGUGCUAAAUGUCAGCGUACCUAGGCCUCUCCAGCAGGUGGAGAUGGAGGUUGGGGCUGUCGGGCAGGUGGGGCCCCCGCCGCGAGAAGCACCCCGUCGAGUGACUGAUCUGCACUGCCGCAGGGCUUCGGUUGUUGCAGUACGAGUUGGGAGGGGGAGGCAGGAGGGAAACCCCUGACACAGGUGUGAUUGUUGUGGGCUGCCAACGGUUCCCUCAGCCCAGGUGAUCUGGCGGCCCCUUUCAGGGCAGGUGGGCGUGUUGGGUGGGUGUCCUGGGGGGUAUCUCCCCUUAUCUUCAACUCCUCAGUUUACAGAAGAGUGCCUGCAGGGUUUGCCUGCAUGUCAUGAUGUAGGUUUUACUCCAGCCGUUCCUGUCAAAUCAUUAGUCAUUAAGUCGUUUUGUUUAUUUUCUCUAUCUUCCAUUAAUUAAUUGUUAGAAUUUCUCGUGCUAUUAAUUCUCUCUGAAUUGACGUUUCAUAUGUUCUGUUGGCUUCUAUACAAAUUCACACUGCUUCCAAUAACCACUCUUGCUUAUUUAUGCUUUAAAAUUCAUUUGUUGGUGCUCCAACACAGGAUUAUUGCAUUGGGUUUAUUGAUACAAGCAUUCAGAUAGUGAGCUAAACUGUUUAUUAAUGAUGAUUCAUUUGAUACAGGGUCCUCCCUUCAGUGUCUGUAAAGAUUUCUGACUCAGUCGUGGCAGAAAUUAUGAAAAUAACAUUGAAUAUUUACUGACUUCUGAGUUUUAACAAAGACAGACAAGCUAAAACAGGUUCACAGGCUGGACUGUAAACGCUAUAGUUACCUUUUGUUAUGGGGCACAAAGCUUUCUUUAGGAAUUAACGCAGCAACAGCAAUUAUGCUACAAUUCAAAAAAAAGAGAAGAGAGCAUCAUUCCAGCCUGCAUUUUAGCGAGAGCGCCUCCAUGUUAUGAUUGAUGUAAGUGAUGUGUUGGGGAGGUGACAUUUUCUCCAUACGGUGUCACUGUUUCCACAUGUGUCACGUCCUCCUUACCCUGCACCCAGCAUGUCUUGCUGCUGGGUGCUGGGUACUUACCAGUGGUGUGCCGUAGAGAAGGAUGGCUCUGCCAGCAAUCCCAGGAUGUGAGACCUUGGGUCUGGCUGUCCGCCUGCUCUUUGGGCCUCUAGGCCAUGCAGCUGGACCCUGGGUGAGUUGGACCUGUGAUAACGUGAGUUUCAUCACAUUUCUUAGGUUUUCCUUUGUAAAUUUUUCAGUUGCUUUUGUUGAAACCAGGACACUGACGGCUCAUGGGUCAAACAGAAGGCCCUUUGGUACCAGCAUUGAAUUCCGUAAGCACUACACAUGAUCCAGUGUGCAAAGAGAGGAGAUGCCUGGGUUUUUUGGUUUGGGGUGGAGGGGGGGGGGGGGGGGGAGAGGGAUUAACGGUAUUCACCCUAAUCUCAAUGGCACUCAAUACACAGAAACUUUUAAGUCAGGAAAAAAAAUUAAACAGCUGCAUCGAUUCACCAGCUGUAAUUUUUACGGUUCACAGGUGGUGGGUGAAACACUAAUGCCUCAGAUGGCACUACAGUAUGAGAAUGACAACAAUAUUUGAAUUAAAACAUUUGAAUAGAUGCUAUCAUGUAUAUUCAUGAGUUAACCUGCAAUUAAAUAGUGCACCGCAUUGCGGGAGGCACAAAUAAUGAGGUUGCAUAUUUCUGCUUUGUUGAUAUUGUGUGUUUUUUUUCAGUGGCUUUGCAGCUCUAUCAAGCUUGCUGGUGUUUUCAUAGCAUUACCCUCCAGACUCACAUCUUGAUUAUAUGAUUAUAUAUGUUUGCGAGGUGUAUUUUACCUUCAAAUACAGCUACAGCUCUUGUGGCUGCCAGUCAGAAAACAUGAAAACUCUUAUCUUGUGUGCAGUGAACAAAUAAACAAAAUAUGGAAUUUUAUAGGAACUACAAAUCUUGACCAGUUGGUUCCUUUGGCAGGAAUGUUGAGCAGGUAAAAACAAAUGGUGCAGGAGCAGACGAGCCAGCUCGACUUUGAAGAUUAAAAACGGAUUUUCACAUCCCUUUGAAUAAUGCAGAUAAGUGAUUGUCAUUACAACAUUUGAGCUUUUCCAAAUUAAUUGCUUUGAAUAAUUAUCUGGAACAGCAUGGAAGAGACAGGCACACUUACAGAUCAAAACAAAACACUGUGGAAGCACAGUUCUCUGACAGCAUGUAAUUUCUAUCAUAAUUUGAGAAACACAAAGCUGAUAUUAACAGCAGUCUCUGACACCAUUUUUUUUAUCUUUCAUUUAUGUAAUUGCAUAUUUUAGCAAAGGCAAUUAAUGUUUUACCUCUUAGCACUUUAUUUAGGGAAAAACAGGUGCUGUUUUACAUUCUCUCAAACAAGAGAAGGCCUCGUUCCUGACAUUUGUUGUCAUUAAUUCUUCACUCUUGAAUAAUUUGAUAUCUCUGCAGCAUCUGCUAGCACAACGGUCAAGGGCUGAAUCCGUGGUGUGAAGACAGAUUUCGGUGAAGUAUUGUCUGAACAUUUUGCUGAGUUACUUCUGCAUAAUGUUUUUAUUUAAGGAACUGUUAUAUAUGCACAUAUGCAUGUUAACUAAAUGGAAAGAACUUUGCAUAGAAGGCCAAGCUGGAAAUGGUUUCAAGCCUACAAAACAAAGGCAUCUGACCUCUUGCGACCUCCUCGUGAAGAUUCUAUUUUUGGGAGGCCUGCCAGAAUUCCCUGUCCCUUGUCCCAUGAGUGUGAUCUGCUGGUCAGGGCUUAGGGAAACACAAGCUCGGAAAAAUAAGCUUUGACAGGAGUCAAGCCCUGCCAAUAUGCGAAACGCGGUGGCAGUCUGCAGUGGCACCCCAAGUGUCGGGCUGAAGGAUGGAUCGAUUGCUGUGUUUCAUGAUUUCUCAAGAUGGACAGAACAGAAAAACAACAAGUGAAUAUGCAGGUGAUCCAGAGGCUCAGCAGAUGAAAUGUGUAGCACUGGAAGUAGAAUUGAGGAGUAUUCCAUUAUACAUCAUUAUUAUUUACUUUAUUAAGUGUGUAUGGGUCAGCUUGCAGUUAUAUUCAGUUCAGUUUAAUUGUUUGUAGCACCCUUCACAGCAGUCAUUUAUGGCACUUAUGUGUGGCAAUCCAUUAGUUCUUGUAUGCUAAAUGGUUCUGAUAAAAGGAAAACGACACAAAUUCAGCCACUUCCUUACUGAAAUUUACUCCAUAUUUUACUGCAUAUCUUACACAUCUCAUGGUGAAUUGCCACAUAUACUUCCUGCAGAAUAUUGGAUUGUAUGUAAUGUGAUUUUGUUUGUGCAUUUAGAGUGAGAUCUUGAUGUCAACGUAUCAAUAUUUCAUUGUUAGUGCAUCUUGAAAUCUGCGGUGAGGUAUUUCUUUCUCUGGUGAGAUACAGCACAUCAACCCAUACCCUUAAAAUUUCAGGCCUGUCAUCACUCAAAAAGGAAUGCAGGCAAGCCACAUAUAUGUUUUAGUGUGCUAUGUUGCUGACUAGCCUAUGCCUUGUUUCAAUGAUCCUAAUCCUACUAAAAGAAUAAAAGCAUCUUCUCACUGUGUAGGAAGCAAAUGGUUUUUAUCAGCAGCAUUCCUCAGUUUAUGUGCCAUGUACUGUAAUUUAUCAUGAAUAGCAGCACUGCCUCUCAGAAAAAAAGAAAAAACUAAGUUUUUGACACUUAGUAUUUGAUCUCAAGGUUUCACUGUACCCUUGAAGGAAAAGACCCAGUCUGCAAGCAUUGCUAUCGACAUAUGAUAUCAUAACUGUGGUACUGAAUGCCAUUUAAAAUAAGACAAUGUCCACUGUAACCCCCAAGUCAUCAAGAAAGAUUGGAAUAAAAAUCAAUUAUACUCGC